Molecule: messenger RNA, 10200 nt
Organism: Hydra vulgaris (swiftwater hydra)
Lineage: Eukaryota; Metazoa; Cnidaria; Hydrozoa; Anthoathecata; Hydridae
Product: WD repeat and FYVE domain-containing protein 3
Molecular function (GO): protein binding; metal ion binding
Source: RefSeq, a predicted model, not a curated record
CCAACUGCAACCCUCAAUAAAAAAAAUCAACUAAUUUUUAAUUUUUCGGGAAAUGUGUUGUUUAUAAUGAACUUUUUCAAAAAUAUUGUUAUUCGUAACAAACCCCGACCAAAUGAAGAAACUACAGCUAUACAAAGAGAUCAAGGUUUAUGUAUUCAGCAUUUAAGAAAAUUAUUUUUGGAGUUUCUCCACCCAACAGGCCCUAUUAGUGUAGAGCAACAAGAACUUAAACAGUAUCAGAUGCUCCCUGUUUUCAUCAAAGCUUUUAGUGAUCUGCCUAAACCUAAUAAUUUUUCUGAUAAAUUUGGAGAUGUUUUACAAUUUGCUGGACACACUUCAAAGCUUAUUGUAUCUGAAGUUCAGCGUCGGGCUGCAAAUAAAAGCAAUUUACAAGCAAGCAAAGAUAUAAUUGUUUUUCUAUGCAGAAAUAAUGAUGAAUCUGAAAACAAAGGUUGGAAUUUACUUCAGACAUUGUUGAUCCUUGCUGAUGGAGAGCUUGCGAUUAUUGAAUGUAUGGUAGCAGCAACCUUACAGUCAACUCUUGUUAAAUGCCUCAAAUUGUUUUUCUUUUUGCCAUUUGAUUUUGGUUCAUAUGAAAAAUUUGUAGAAGUGCAAAAAUUACUGGUUCCUAUUCUUGUUAAAUUAUGCAGUUAUCCGAUUACAGCAAAAGAGUUAGUUCGAACUGAUGACAUGGCCACAUUGUUUGAAACACUGACUAGUAGUUGUAAAAGUGAACAUAUGAUAUGGAGAAGUGGAAUAUCUGAAGUUUUGGCUUCAAUCACACGUCAUUGCUUUACAAAUGAUGUUAUAAGUUAUAUCAAUGAUAAAUCAUGUAUUGCUUUGAGUUUGGCAAACAUUGAAGCAAUAUGUAACAUUGAUCCAUUGGCAGUUGUUGAAAUGUUCGUUACUCUAAUGUGUGUUUUGAAAGAUUCUGCUGAUGUUUCAAAUGUUCUAAUGGAAAAUUUCUCAAAAGCGCAUGGUUAUAAAUUUCUCAAAAGAGUUCUACUUAAAUUUUCAGCCCAAGGUGACGAGGCUUCUGAACAAGCUAGCCGCAACUUAGUUUUAUUAGUUUCCUCAUUAGUGAUGACAGGCUAUACACCUUUAUUUCCAUCAGCUGCAAUUUCCACUCCAUUCCAAAGAGGCGAGUAUGUAAUACCUAAACCAACAUUAACAAGUGGUGUAAGUGUGAGGAAUUUAGAAGCCUUUACUGUACUAAUGCAAGUAUUUUUAGAGUGUUCUAAUACAAAAUUAAAUCUCCAAAUUUUGCAAGCAAUUCAAAGUAUUUUAAAUUCAGACAAUGCAAACUACUUUAUCAUUGAGCCACUUCAUCCAUUUGCUCAGUUUAUUCAAAAUAUACCUGAAAAAGAUAUCACCUUAAAAAGUGCUGUUUUAAAACUUGUGGAGUUUGUAGCUUUACAUUUAUCUUGGGUACCAAGUCAAGAAUUAGUUGCUAUGACAAUUCUUUUCAAGAAACCAGAUUUAAAGUCAAGCCAGUGUGUUGUAUUGAAUUUGCUCAUAUUACUGAUAAACCAUAAUGCACUUUAUAAAACUAUUUUGAGAGAAGCAGGUCUUAUGGAUGUCAUGGUUGUAGCAUUAAAGCAUUACUCAACAUCACUCAAAGAUUCUUUGGACGCAACAAAGUUAGCAGUUGAUGAAUCAACAACAGAUUACUUAUUUUUACUAAUGGAAUGUGUCAGACUGUUAAUUGAAAACAAUUAUGCAAACACAGAAAUGUUUCGACAGCAUGGGGGUGCGAGAUGUGUUCACAACUUGAUCCCAUUUGAUUCAGUCAGACCAUAUGCUUUACGAAUUAUCCAGCAACUUAUUGUUGAUGGUGGAAAUGAUGAUUUAGGUACUCUUUUAGGACUGAUGCAUUCUACAAAUGUUUUUGAUUUAAAAUUAAAGUGUGAUGUCUUAGGAUCCUUGCUCUACAUAUUUCAGCAAAACCCUCAAACGCGAGUUGUUUUUCAAGAAGUUGGAGGAUUUGUUUAUGUUGUUUCAGUAUUAGUGAGUCUUGAAGGAUGUUUAGCUAUUCCACCAGUUGAUUUAUGGAAAGAUGCAAAAUGUGAAAAUUUGCUUGAAGUUAUAUGGAUGGUGUUCAAUGUUCUCACAUGUGCAAUGAAAGACGAACCAAUAAAUAAGCUUAUUUUUAUGGAUAAAAUACGCUUUAAAGGCUUAAUUGAUACUGUAAAGCUUUUAGGUUGUUUUACGUCUAAUAGCAAGGUAUCAUUUAAAAAUCUUUUAUUCUCAUCUGCCAAAAUUCAAAAAGGUGACACUGUGGAUUUACCAAUUGUUGAGAAGAAUGGACAAAAGUAUAUGCAGUUAGUGAUUUUCAAAGCAAUACUAAGUAUGGGGAUCGGCAUUUUUGAUAGUUUCACUUUAAAAUCUGAACAUUUUUUGUCUUUGCAAAAAGUUCCUAAAAUUAUCCAUCCAGCUUCAAUUAAUGGUCUGGUUGAACUAUUACCACUUUUUGUGAUAGAUGGCUGUCAAGAGAAUGAUAUAUUACUGUUUGUUGUUGAUCAAAUUCAAUUCUUACUAAACUCAGAAGUAAAUCAACAGCUUAUGUGUGAAGCUGGAAUGCCUUUAUUGCUACUUGAAAAAUGUAAAGAAUCAUUUAUAAAUGAUGAACAUCUUCUAAAUCCUUUGUUAACAAAGCUGUUUGAGAGGCUAGCAUCUCAGUCAUUGCAUCCUAAAGUACUUAGAAAAUUUCUACGCUUGGGAUAUCCUUUAUGCAGUAAAUCUUCUUAUGCUGUUCUCCGAGGUCCUGAAAAAGAAAUAUCAAAAACAAAAGAAAAAGAUGAGGUUGAUUGUAGUAUGUUACUAGAGAUUUAUGAUGGUGAAAUUGAUUUUUUGUGCGAUGAACAACCUACUACACAAAAUUUACUUGAAAUAAACGAGUUUCAAACAAUUGAAGAUGAUCUUUCUAGUCAGUACAGUAAACAAAAUUCUUUGGAUAAAAUUGAGGAAGAAAAUAUUGAACUGGAUGAAAAGUUAAAGAUAUGUUCAGAUGAAAAUUGUUUAAAUGUGCAUAUAAUAGAUGAAGAAAAACCAUCAUUAGUUUUGCAAGAUAGCCUUGAUGAAGUAGAUGUUAGUAUUAAAACUGCUGUCAAUAGAAUUGAAUCAUUAUUUGAUGCAGAAGAAAAAGAUCUAGGAUCUCUCAAGAAAUCUAAUUUUGCUGAUGAACUUGCAAGGUUGUGUGAAAAGUUUGAAGGUCGUCCGCUUCCUCAGAAUUUAGUGAAAUCAGUUGUGUCUUUAACAACACCACGAGAUGUUUUAAGUACAGUACCUCUAGAACCACCUGCUUUUAUUGAAUUUGAUAUGAAUGAAGAUGGCUAUGCUUGUUUGUUUCUACCUGCUAUAACCCCACAGAAUGUUCAAUUUACAACACUGAGUUCUUAUAGAAAAUCUAUUAGUGGUACUUCUAAUCUACCUAUAAAUUCUUCAUCUAACGGUGAAAGAAUAUUUCCUCCUACUACUGGACUAUCUCUCUCGAUAUGGUUAUAUAUAGCAACCGUUCCUGAUUUUCCAAACAAUAGUUCUCACAUCAGUUUAUUUACUGUCGAGAAGCAUUAUGAGGAAGUUUUAUCAAAACGAGUGAUCAAUCUUAGUGUCUUCCAAGUUUUUUUAGAUCUUCUAAAUCAUAGAUUAGUUAUAAGCACUGAUGAUAGUAACUGUACUAAAGCAAACACAGUGAUGUAUGUUAAAUCUGAUGAAAUUUUUGAGUUACAAAAGUGGAAUCAUAUAUGUGUAGUUCUUCAGAAAAAUGUGAUGAGAAACAGUACAGCAUCUGUUUAUAUUAAUGGCAAAAUUACUUUUAUGUCUAAGAUAAAAUACAUUUUUCAAGGAAUUCCAGCUUUGGCUGAUGUAAAUACUUGCAAAACAUUAGCAUAUAUUGGAACACAUCCUCGACAGUGUCAUGUUGAUAAUAUAAUCUGGAGAUUAGGGCCAAUGGCAAUUUUUGAGGAGCCUUUAAAUGAUGACACAAUUGCAUGUAUAAAUUCAUUAGGACCUGGUUAUUUGGGUUGUUUUCAAGCUCCUUGUCUAAUGGGAGUUUAUGAGGAAGACAACAUAGAUCAAAAGUCACUUAUUUCUGAAGAGAAGAUUCUUCUUUCAUUGAACCCUUAUAAUCUUACUUUGACUACUCUUUUCAAGUUGUUUUCCCAAUGUUCAAAAUCUGAUCUUGAAUUAUUAGCUAGUGAGAUGAACAUUAAUAUUGAAGACAAACAUACCCCUAUUCAGUUUCUUACUAAUUCUUCAUUACAUUUAAAUGGACCAUAUCGACCAAUUGGUUUUUUUUUAAUUGGAUCUGCUGGUAUACGAAUAUUUUGUCCGAAUCAAGUUGCUUCAUCUUUUGUCAGUAUUGGGGGAAUGUCAAUUUUGUUGUGUUUAAUUGCAAUGGUGACCCAGCUCAGUGAGCUCUAUGCUUCAUUAAAAGCCUUAACAUGUAUUUUGCAAAGCAGUAAAAUUGCAAAGAGAGAAAUGUUUCGAAUUGAUGGUUACAAGAUUUUGGCAUUUUUACUUGAGAAAAAGAAACACUUGCUGAACACACAUAUUCUUCAUUUAGUGUUUUCUCUGAUUGGAACUGUUCGUAGUGAUCGUGAUUCUAUUACUAUACCAAACAUAACUGCAUUUAAUGAUAUACUAUGCAAUCUACAGAUAUGGAAUAAUACACCAGGCAAUCUGGAAAAAAGUUUGUUUUCUCAUUUUUAUGAGCUAAUUACACAAGGCUUGGAUCACAAGCGAAAUAUUCAAUGUUUGUGCAAACUUGGAUGUGUUCCAAAAUUUAUUCACAUGAUUCAAGAAGGAGACAUAGCUGAACCUACAUUGCACACAGUAGCUAAUGUUUUGUCUGUUUUGCUUGCAAGUUCGACUCAAACAAAUGACUUACUAGUAGUUGGACAAUAUUUAGCUAGUACAAUUUCACUUAGUCAAAAUGAGCAACACAUUAUUCUUGAUAACAAUUAUGAAAAGUUUAGUCAUGCAUAUGAUUUAAAAAGAGAUAUUAUUAAGCGUAAUGCAUUAUUAGAUGUAUUUAUUCAUUUGUUAAUAUUUUCUGGUCAAGAAAAAGAUACAAUACUAUUCAGUAACCAAGUAUGUAAUAUUCUUGGUUUUGAUUGGCUGUUAUUGUUUUUUGGAGCUAAAGUACACAAACAAACAGUUUUGCGUGGAGCACAUAUGCUUUUUAUUUUACUAAGUGACUCUGCAUUACUAAAUAACUUUCAAUGUGGGUUAAUGAAUGGUUUUUGGUUAGAGGGGUGUGAUGCAAUCACUACAAAAAAUGUUGCUGCAGGAUUUAAUGUAUCAGAGCCAAAACCUUCCAAAGAACUAGAUCAUGAAGUCAAUCAUCAAUCAUACAAACAAAAAGGAAUUCCAUUGUUAACAACUUUACUUCAAGAACAUGUUGACCUCUCAGAAAUUUACUUUUUACUUUUUUCUCUUCUAUUAAAUACAAAUACAGGUUUUGGUGAGUUUUCAACACGGUUAAGUAUGAACACAUUUCUUAACAUUUUUCAGUCAUCUUUAAACAAGUUAAAAGAAGACAGACAGGUUUAUUUCCCAGAUGCUCUUGUAAUAUUAUUACAUCUUCUUAGAAAGCUGAUGAGUCAGGAAAAAUUACUUUAUGAAGUGGAUGGUGUAUCUUCAUCUAUAAUUCAAAUUUUUGGAUAUCUUCAUGAUAAUAGUUCAACGAUGGCAUCUAUUUUUUGUUCUUCCUCCAUUCUUUCUGCUCUUAUUGCUACUCUUUUUCCUAUUGAUGAAAAUAAAGAAUCACUUGACAGUAUUUUAGAGGCUAAUGAGUUGUUAGACGGUGGUUUACCUGCUGAUAAACUUUCUUUGAUUGAUCAUCCCUGUCAAAGUUUGGUUCUAAGCCUUUUGACAAAGAUUUUUUUAGAUCAAGUUUAUCAAACCACCGGUAAAAUUCAGACAUUCAUGGACUCAAUUUUUCAGAGUUUGCCAUCUUAUUCUACCUUUACCCAGCAGCAAAAGUUCACAACUCUCUUUGUAUCUUCUGUGCUUAAAGAUUUUGGUCAAUUCAUUAAAAUAAAUCAGUCUAAAAAUUUUGACUAUGUAAGGUGUUAUACUAAUGGUAUAUGUUUUGUAUCCAAGAUUGUUGAUCGGUUAUGGCUAGGUUUCUUUGAAGAAAGUUACAAAACCAUUUUUCAAUUUAUUGCAACUUUGUUAGGCAAAUGUGAAGAAAUUGGUUUAAAUGCAGAUUUAUUAUACCACUCUAUGAAUCGAGUUUUACUUUAUCAAUUUGCAAAACCUGGACAAAGACUAACAGAUCAAACUAACUUGCUUGAACUUUUGCAUCUGUUGACAAGUUGCAGUAAAGUUGUUUUUUCUCCGCAAAAUCGUAGUCCUGAGUUUAUAACAUGUUUAACACAUUGGUUGUUGGUUGUGGGCUGUGUUCAGCAAUGUAGACCAUCACUUCUUUUUGCACAGGAAUCAUAUAUAUCAGAAGAUGAAAGUUCAGAUGAUGGUUCAAGCCUAGAAGUGGUCAAAGACAAUUCAAAAGAUAUGAAUCAACUAAUUGCAAAUGCAACAGAGCGUGCUUGGGCUGUUUUCUAUUCACAUAAAAAAGAUGCUAUUGAAGAGGUGUUUGGAGUGCAAUCUUCAUUUGUUUCCUAUGAAGCUGCAUCAAUUACUCCAGCACAUUUGACAACUUUAGAUCUUUCUACAGCUGAGAAACUACUUAAAGAACAAGCUGCACGUUGUUGGAUUAACUUUAUUGGAAAUGAGCAGAAAAAGAGAAAUGAGUAUUUAGCUGGUCCAACCUUAACAUCAUCCAAAAGAUCAUCUAAAAAGUGGACUAAAUCUCUCAAAAAAGAAAGAGUUUUAGAAGAAAAUAUUUCUAUUCAGGAAACAAUAAACUGGAUGAUUGUACAUCUUCGUGCUGUUAAAGCUUUGAUGAAGAUUAAAAGUGCAAAAGUUUCUCAGGAAAUAGCUUUAGUUAAAAAUUCAGCUGAGAAAUGCUGGUCAAGAAUGGAACUUGAUUUGAUUAGAGAAGGAGGUGUUUGGGGUCCUAAUCGUACAAAUAUUCUGGAAAAAUGGAUGCUUGAUGACAUUGAAGGUCCAUGUAGAAUGCGCAAAAAACUUAAACGCAAUGACAUGUUCUAUAUGCACUAUCCAUAUGUUGAACAAGAGCAAGAUGUUUUAUUUACAAAAAAUCGAAUGCCUUACUCUUACGAUAGCAAAACUUUAUAUCAAUUUUGUCAGAAAUAUACAACUCGAGCUAAUAAAAGUGUUGUGACACCAACAAUAAGCAAUCCUUUUACAUGGAAACCUAAACUCUACUCUGUUGAUGGUUUUGAAGCUGAAGAUUCUAAAGAAGAAGUAAACACCCAAACUAUUAUUCAACUUUUAGAACAUGGAGAAAAGAUUUAUUCAAUGUAUCGGUGUGCAAGAGUUUGUGGUUUAGACAGUGCAGAAGGACUUUUUCUUUUUGGGCGAAAACACUUUUAUGUAAUUGAUGGAUUCACACUUAUGUCUGCUGAAAGAAAAGGCACAAACUCUUCUAAUCAAGCAAAAGAAAUCAAAGACAUUAAUGCGUUACCAGAAGGUUCUCAUGAACCGCUUAUACCUGCCACCAAAGGAAACUUUAUGCUUCAGAGAUCUUUAAGCAAAUGGAGUUUUUCAGAUAUUCGAGAAGUUCAUAAGAGAAGAUAUUUACUUAAGGACAUUGCAAUAGAAGUGUUUGCUAAUGAUGGUAACAAUCAUUUACUUGUGUUUCCAAAGCAAGCUGCUAGGGACAAAGUUUAUAGCAGAAUUUGUCAUGUUUCAUCAGUAUCGAAUAGUGAGGAAUCUAUUGCUGGUAUGAGUUCUGAUGUUAACCUUGAAUCUAGUCAAAAUAUAUUGAGUAGUUUAAUGACUGGUGAGCGAUCUGUUACACAAAGAUGGGUUCGAGGAGAAAUAACGAACUUCCAGUAUCUUAUAUAUUUAAACACUUUGGCUGGUCGCUCAUACAAUGACUUAAUGCAGUACCCCAUUAUGCCAUGGAUAUUAGCAGAUUACACUAGUGAUUAUCUUGAUUUGACGAAUCCUUCCACAUUUCGAGAUUUAUCUAAACCAAUGGGAGCCCAGAGUGAAGAAAGACUAUUUCAUUAUAGAAAGCGUUUUAAAGAAUGGGAAGAUCCUUCUGGAAAGACACCAGCUUAUUAUUAUGGAACUCACUAUUCAUCCGCCAUGAUUGUAGCUUCAUAUUUAAUUCGUUUGGAGCCAUUUACUCAACAUUUUCUUCGAUUACAGGGUGGUCACUUUGAUCUUCCUGAUCGUUUAUUUCAUUCUAUAAAAGACUCAUGGAUUUCAGCUUCUCAUUCUAAUAUGGCAGAUAUAAAAGAAUUAAUUCCUGAAUUUUUUUAUUUGCCUGACUUUCUUAUCAACUCAAAUAAUUUUGAUUUAGGCACAAAACAAAGUGGUGAAGUACUUAAUCAUGUUAUACUACCACCAUGGGCAAAAGGUGACGCAAUUGAGUUUAUCAGAGUUAACAGAGAGGCUUUAGAGUGUGAUUAUGUUAGCAGUCACUUGCAUGAAUGGAUUGAUUUAGUUUUCGGUUUUAAGCAGACAGGUCCAGCCGCAGUUCAAGCUGAUAAUGUCUUUCAUCAUCUUUUUUAUGAAAAAUCAGUUGAUAUUGAUGAAAUUGAAGAUCCUUUAGAGAGGAAAGCUACAAUUGGUUUUAUCAAUAACUUUGGGCAAAUGCCAAAGCAGUUGUUUAAAAGGCCACAUCCAAUUAAGCGUUCACUUCGAACAGCUGAGUUUAUUAGUCAAUCUGGAACAUCUCCUGUUGUAAACAGUUCUAUUGAGAAGCUGUUUUUUCAUUAUUUAAGUAACCUAAUACCUUCAGCUGUACCAGUAAAAGAAAUGAAAAGUCCUAUUGGUCAAAUUGUUGUUAAUGAGCGAUCAAUUUACUGUACAGAAAGCAAUAAGGCUUUAUUUCCUGGUACUCAGUUUCGACUAGGAUGGGGUUAUGGAGAUUUCAGCUUACGUUAUUACUCCAGUGAUGAAAAGCUUUUAUCAGUAUUUGAGGAUGUCUUUGUUGGACAAACAUUAUGUGUUUGUUGUUUGGAUUCUAGCAGCUUUGUAUCUGGAGGAACAAGUACUGCAGUGUGUGUUUGGAAUAUUGAACAAAAAAUAAAAGACAAAGGUUAUAAUUUAUCAUUACAAAAGGUGCUUUAUGGUCACCAUGGAAAAGUUCUGAGUAUUGCAUUCUCUAAAUCUUUUAACAUUAUUGUCAGUGGUUCAACGGACAAAAGUUGCAUAAUCUGGGAUAUGCAAAAACUGUUGUACACUCGACGACUCAAUCUUCCUUCUGGCAGCUCUGUCAACUGCAUCUCUAUUAAUCAUGUAACUGGUGACAUUGUUACAUGUGCUGGUACCAUUUUAUGUGUUUGGACUGUUAAUGGAGAAUUGUUAGUGCACGAAAACACUUCAGCAGCCAUCUCAAGUCAAAUAUUGUGUUGUGCUGUUUCAGAGAUGAAUGUUUGGGAUGAAGCAAAUGUCAUUAUAACAGGAGCAGUUGAUGGUGUUGUCAAGUUUUGGGGAAUUGAAUUUUAUGAUUUUGUUGAUUCUUCUCCUGAUUCCAAUGCUUGUGUUGCUUCAGAAAAAUUUCUGGAACAACGAGGUGAUGUUGAACAGGAUGUUGUUAAGCAACGAAGCUGGCGACGGCAUCUUGUUUUACGACACAAGUUAACAAUGCAUACUGCUUUUAAUCGAAUGGACAAUUGUGAACCAGCUUCAGUAACAGCAAUUGCUAUAUCUAAAGAUCAUCGUAAACUUUUUAUUGGGGAUAGUCGUGGACGCAUAUACAGUUGGUCUGUUUCAGAAACAGUUGGUCGUAUUGCCGAUCACUGGGUGAAAGACGAGGUUGCUGAUAAUUGUCGAUAUUGCAAAGUAAAGUUCACGUUUGCUGAGCGACGUCAUCAUUGUCGAAAUUGUGGUAAUGUAUUUUGCGGAAAAUGCAGUCGCUAUGAGUCACCAAUAGUUCAUCUUCGAAUUUUCAAAGCUGUUCGUGUUUGCAUUGAUUGCUACGUUGAACUAAAGAGAAAGCCUAGCCUAUCAUUUAAAACGUGAUUUUUAUUGCUGAAUAAUGUUUUUUCAUAAUAUUAAGGUCAAUAUUCAGCACUUAAAUUAUUUUUGGUUUUUCAAAACUAGAUUCGUAUUAUGAAUAAAAAAUAUAUGUACAUAAAAUAAAAUGUGGAUUUUUAA